CGGAUCAGAAGAAGCGAUAACCAGUCAGAGCCGACCGUAUCAGCAUGGAGCCUUGACCGUUUGACAGCUCUAGCCAGCCGUUGUAGACAAAACUUCAUCUGACAGCAACAGCUUUUUUGGAAUUAAAAACUUGCCAACUUUUCGUCUUAGACUAUUUCUGAGGGCGGUUGUAGUUUGAUUGACAGCGCGUGCUCCUCCCCUCGAGGCGCUUAAAUGACCGGCGCGCGCCUGUGAGCUCGCGGCUAACGCCAGUACGGAGAGGGAUGCUGUAGAGCAGCUCAGCUUCCACCAGCCCGAUUCAUUCUGCUUAAUUUGUUAUUAUUCGUGCCUCAACCAUGAAGACCAUACUCGCUGCAUAUUCCGGUGUGAAAAAGGGCUCAGGCUCCAGCAUCCUCUCGGCCUUACAUGAUCUGCCGUCCGUGCCCUGGCUGACACGGUCCAAGAUCGUGAAACAUCUGCAGGUGAUCUCUGUCCUGCAGUUUGUCCUUUCAUUUCUUGCCAUGGGCAUCGGCUGCUCUUUGCUGCUGAUGUACAUGUUUUGCACAGACUGCUGGGUAAUUGCCGCCAUUUACACUGCCUGGCUGAUCUAUGACUGGAACACCCCUAAACAAGGAGGCCGCAGAUCGACCUGGGUGAGAAGCUGGACUGUGUGGAAAUACUUUAGAGACUAUUUUCCCAUAAGACUCAUCAAGACGCAUAACCUGCUUCCCAGCCGAAACUACAUUUUUGGCUACCACCCUCACGGCAUCUUCUGCUUUGGUGCUUUUUGUAACUUUGGGACCGAGGCUACAGGAUUCUCCAAGAUAUUCCCUGGAAUCAAGCCAUCUCUGGCUACAUUAGCUGGAAACUUCCGCUUGCCAGUGUUUAGGGAUUACCUGAUGUCUGGAGGUAUUUGCCCCGUAAACCGUAACUCCAUCGACUACCUCCUUUCUAGUAACGGUACAGGCAACGCUGUGGUCAUUGUGAUCGGAGGGGCUGCAGAGUCUUUGGACUGCGCCCCAGGAAUGAAUUCUGUCACUCUGAAAAACCGCAAAGGUUUUGUGAAGCUGGCCCUCAUGCAAGGUGCCGAUCUGGUGCCUGUCUACUCGUUUGGUGAGAAUGAGGUUUACAAACAGGUGAUUUUUGACGAUGGUUCUUGGUGGCGUGCUGUUCAAAAGAGGCUUCAGAAGAUUUUAGGCUUUGCCCCAUGCCUGUUUCAUGGCUGUGGACUGUUUUUCCCCGAGUCCUGGGGUCUUGUACCAUAUUGCAAACCUAUUACUACUGUUGUUGGUGAACCCAUCACAAUUCCAAAAAUCGAGGAGCCGAGUCAGGACGUCGUAGACAUGUACCACGCCAUGUACAUCAGGUCCCUGAAGACUCUCUUUGACAAUUACAAGACCCGUUUUGGUCUCAAUGAAAGUGACAUCCUUCAAAUUCACUGAAAGGCAGCAUUGAGGAAUAAUAACUGUGUAAAAGAACAUUCUGCCUCCCAACUAAAGUGCCUGUUCAGAGAAGGUGAAAGAAAUGCUGUUUCUACUCAUUCAACACAGUAAACUGUACUGAAAUGUACUGUACCACAUGGGAUGCAGUGAAUCUAGCCUGUGUCACUUCUGCUUAUUGCCACUGGGCGGCAUUAUGCAAUAAAUACUACACCAAUUGCUAAACGAAGUAUAAUCUAGAUUUCACAGCUGGUGGACAUAUAUUCCUCAAUACAUGGCAAUACAUUUAAAUAACGUAUUUAAGGUUUAAUUUAAAUUCUGUACUAUAUAAAAGCACAUUUUUGUUUGCCCCAUACUAUUAUUUUACUGCACAAGCAAUGCAAUUAUUUGUGACUAAAAAAAAUCAGUGUGGUUGUAUAACCAAAGAGUGGAGGUGAAGCAAAAGUGUGAUUCAUUUGUUGGAAUAAGUUGAAACAGAAGUAAACAUGACAGGGUAUUUUGCUUUUAAGAAAAUGAUCCUACAUGAUCAUAGAUCGAAGGUAAAAGUGAAUGAUAUGGAAGGUGUAGAUUAUAAUGAAUACCUGUAAAUGUAUGAUAGUAUUACCCGAAUGCUAACGAAUGCUGGUCAUUUUUUUUUUCCAACGCAAUUGAUAAUUUACCACAGAAGUAUUAAUUUUGCACAUGCUUUGUUGAGCUCAAAGAAAUAGCUUACAUGCUGCUAAUAUUGCAGCCUUCAUGUUCAGUUUUCAGAAUGUUCUCUUAUUUAAUAUCAACAUUUCUUCCCAGUUACAAAUAUCAGACAUUUAUUCAAUAAGCAUACGCUGGAGAGACCUCAAACAUGAUGCAUGCCAAAUCAAAUAGCAAAUAACUUCAAUUCAAGUGCUGAAUUUGUGUAUGUAUGCAAUCAUUUUAACCUGAGAUAUUAAAGUUUUUACUGUGAUUGUUUAUUUAAUGGAUUCAGGGGACCUGCAGCUCUUCACUGGUGGAUUAUAAGCAUUUUUCUUGCUCCCAUUCAACCAAAGAUUCACAGUUGUGCCUUAUUGCCUUUGAAGUUGUGAAUAUGCAAUAAAUGCUGCAGUGUCCAUCUCUGAUAUCAGUUGUCAUUGAUGUCCAUGAAAAUCCCGAUUCUUUAAAGUAAACUUUUAUAUAUUUUCAGAAUAAACGUUUAUGGAAAA
Puntigrus tetrazona (Sumatra barb) is the source of this 2593-nucleotide messenger RNA. It is a transcript of the gene dgat2, whose product is annotated as diacylglycerol O-acyltransferase 2. Bases 336 to 1421 code for a protein of 361 amino acids. Gene Ontology annotation, biological process: triglyceride biosynthetic process. Gene Ontology annotation, cellular component: endoplasmic reticulum membrane. Gene Ontology annotation, molecular function: diacylglycerol O-acyltransferase activity. The transcript has 8 exons. NCBI's taxonomy places the organism in Eukaryota, Metazoa, Chordata, Actinopteri, Cypriniformes, Cyprinidae. The record is from RefSeq and is a predicted model, not a curated record.